Peronospora matthiolae is the source of this 381-nucleotide messenger RNA. The record is from the annotation of a GenBank genome assembly. Lineage: Eukaryota; Oomycota; Peronosporomycetes; Peronosporales; Peronosporaceae.
AUGGAGGUGGAGGAGGAGGGAAGACGCUCUCCACACAAUGGUGAGGAUGCGUGUGCUCCCGAGAGCUUCUUUGAUCGCGUAACGCAAGGGUUACGCUGCGAUCCCAAACAUGAGCGGGACAGGCGUCUCCAACUGGCGGACAAUGUCUCGAGGCAUCGAGCUGAGUUUUCCUUUGCUCAGCUUGAGAACGAGAGAGCUUUGACAUCUCUGAGUGACGAGCUAAGGGUAGCUCGUGUGAACAUUGACCGGUAUCGGGCUGAGAUAACUGCUCUUCAGACCCUUGCAGAUAUCCACCAUCGGGAGCACAAGGCUCUCUGCGAGAUGCUUGAGCGGAAGGGCGUUCUUCAUCGGAAGAAACAGCGUACUGAUGGUACGGCUUAA